Messenger RNA from Adineta steineri, 1335 nucleotides. NCBI's taxonomy places the organism in Eukaryota, Metazoa, Rotifera, Eurotatoria, Adinetida, Adinetidae. The record is from the annotation of a GenBank genome assembly.
AUGCAUCGAGAUACUGAUCAACUAGCUUUUCCAAUGCUGGUUGAUCAUGGUUUCACGGUGUUGAGUAAUCAUCAUAAUACUGCCAUGACGAAUUCGGAGAUUCAGAUCAGAAAUCUACAAGAGACAUUAACAAUAAAAUGUGAAAAUCGUCAUGAUUAUGAACAAUGGAUGGAAUCUUUGAAUCUUUUGCAAGAAAAGGCCUUUUGCUUUGAAAAUAAAAAUGACACUCGUUUCCAUUCAUUCGCACAAAUUCGUUACAAUCAAUUAGGUUUAUCAAUGGAAAAAGCUAUUCAAUUAGCGAAAGAAGAAAUCUUUAUUACUGACUGGUGGCUAUCACCAGAAAUUAUGCUCAUACGACCAAACGAUGAUGAGGCAAUGCGUUUAGAUAAUCUGUUGGGAAAGAAAGCAGUAAUCCGACAUCCCAAUCAUAAUCGAAUUAAUAAUACAUUAUUAUGGUCGCAUAAUGAGAAAUCAUUGAUUAUUGAUCGGAAAAUAGCAUUUAUCGGUGGGAUCGAUUUAUGUUUCGGUCGAUGGGAUAAUGAAUUUCAUCGUCUCGUUGACUUGGGUGAAACAACGAAACAAGUUGGAGAAGAGUCUAUGGAUACGAACAAUAGAUAUUUCAUUGGGAAAGAUUAUGUAAAUAUUUACGAAGGACAAAUUGACAAUGUUGAAAGAUUUGGUGAAGAUUUCAUCGAUCGAAAACUGGUACCACGUACUCCCUGGCAUGAUGAAGCUCUUGUAGUAUUCGGUGAGGUAGCACGCGAUGCUGCAAGGCAUUUUAUACAACGAUGGAAUAUUCACAAGAUCGAAAAAUUUGUCAAUGAUUCAUCAUAUUUAUUCAUUCUACCGAAAACAUAUGAUGAUAAAGAAGAAUUAACCGUAAAUAAUUGGGAAGAGUUUCUUGAGGGUCAUCCAUGCCAGAUCAACGCUCAAUGUGUUCGUUCAAUUGGUCCAUGGUCUGCAAGUACGAGAACAACCGAAACGUCGAUUCUUAAUGCUUACAUACAAAUGAUCGAUGGUGCCGAACAUUUUAUAUUUAUUGAGAAUGAAUUUUUCGUGACAGUGGCAAAUGAUUCAUUCAUUCAGAAUCCAGCGUCAGAGACUCUCUAUCAACGGAUUGUACGUGCUCACAGGGUACUACCUACUAAUUGUGUUCGACGUUUUGAUCAGAUAACCAAUUAUACUGACAAGCCCAAACUCAAAGAUACUGAUCCAAAUCAAGCUCACGAGAAAUUGAAAAAUAUUCAAGGUCUAGUUGUUGAUUAUCCAAUUUAUUUUCUCGAUGAAGAAAAUUAUCUACCCAGUCUUCGAACUCGUGAAGGUAUCUCAUAUUGA